Cucumis sativus (cucumber) is the source of this 1422-nucleotide messenger RNA. RefSeq names its product ankyrin repeat-containing protein At5g02620. The record is from RefSeq and is a predicted model, not a curated record. Lineage: Eukaryota; Viridiplantae; Streptophyta; Magnoliopsida; Cucurbitales; Cucurbitaceae. The coding region runs from base 1 to 1422 and encodes 473 amino acids. The transcript has 5 exons. Gene Ontology annotation, molecular function: protein binding.
AUGAAAGUAAACAAAGCAAACGAUACUGCUCUUCAUGUUGCUGCUAUGGCUAAACAAACCUCUUUUAUUGAAAAGUUGGUUCAACUUUGUUCUCCAUCUGACUUAGCUGCCAAAAAUCAAGGUGGCAAUACUGCCCUUCAUUGGGCUGCUUCAUCAGGAGUUGUAAGAAAUGCUGAACUAAUGGUUCAAAAGAAUCCUGAUCUUCCACAUAUUCAUGAUUCGAACGAAGUACCUCCAUUGUUAAGGGCGGUAAUUUACAAACGCAAACACAUGGCUUCCUUCCUCUUCUUCAACACUAAUUUUGAAGCUCUAGAAACUACUCAACCAAUUAAUAUUCUCGUUGCUACCAUCAACAGUGGUUUUUAUGAUAUAGCAUUAAAUAUUCUGGAAAAGAAACCUGAAUUAGCACAACAGCUGCUGAACGAAGAUGGUGAAAUAAUUUUGCAUGAACUAGCUAAAAAGCCAUUCGCAAUUGGUAGCAGCAAUGAUCUUAGCUUUUGGAAAAGGCAUAUAAACUCUUGCUUCAAGGGAGUUUACAAAAAAGCUCGAAUGCACACAUCAGCCCAUCAACUUGUUGAACGGCUAUCGAAAUGUUUCAUGACGGACCUUUCAGUAUAUAAGAUACUGACGAGCGCAGCAGCAGUUGGAAAUGUCGAGUUAUUGAUAACACUUAUUCGCCAAAAUCCGCAAUUGAUAUGGCUCGUUGACGAGGAUUAUAAAAGCUUGUUUCAUUUUAACAUGUUACACUUGGUUGGAAUGCUAGCGGCUCCAUGUCACUUGAAUAGAGUGUCAGGGGCAGCUCUACAAAUGCAACGGGAGCUUUUGUGGUUCAAGGAAGUGGAGAAAAUCAUUUUAUCCGACCAUGUUGAAGUGAAAUGCAACCAAAUUCCAAAGCUUUCUACAGUGGAGAUAAGAACGGACGACCCUGCUGAUAAACUCACACCUCGUGAACUCUUCUCAAAACAGCACAAACAACUACUUAAAGAUGGCGAGCAAUGGAUGAAAAACACUGCAAACUCAUGCAUGUUGGUGGCAACUUUAAUCACAACAGUGGUUUUCGCCGCAGCAUUUACCGUUCCAGGGGGCAACAAUGAUAAAGAUGGCACUCCCAUUUUCCAACAACAUCGAGCAUUCACAAUAUUCGUAAUAUCAGAUGUUUCAUCUCUGGUGUUGUCUUCAACUUCCAUACUUACUUUUUUGUCAAUUUUGACGUCGCGCUAUACAGAAGAUGAUUUUUUGAAGUCGUUGCCAAGCAAGUUAUUGUUUGGGUUACUGACGUUGUUUGUUUCUAUAGCAUGCAUGGUGAUAGCUUUCAGCGCGACCUUCUUCAUUGCGUAUGAUAAAACAAAGACGAAGUUUCCGUUGACCAUUGCAGCAGUGUCCAUCAUACCAAUUGGUUUCUUUUUGUGUAUUUCACUUUAA